GUAUCAGUGUAAACUCUGCUCCAGUGUGUCUUCGCCGCUGUCAGAUGAGUGCGCUGCUGCAGGUCAGUGAGUGGAUCUUCACUAACACAGGAAUCCUCUCUGGUAAAGAAUUCACAUUUUGAGACUGUUGGACAAAUCACAGCGGCACCCUACCCCCCCUUUUCAAUGCCAGAGGUCCUGCUGGUUCUCCAGAAUGUUCUCUUUGAGGAAAAUAUCUUAUAGGUAGCACUCAAUCACGGUGGACUGUGACGUGGAGAUGGUCACUUGGGCCGCCUUGCUGACAGUAUGCAUAUGGAUACAAACACAAACUGCCUCAGGACAGCACACAUGUGCUUCUACACCACGCAGGUUGGUGGAUUUCACUGUAAAAUACUCCCUCCCCUACUUCCAAACAGACAAACCUAUACAGAACAUAGCAGUGAACUUGGAGGCGCAUCAGCCAGACGUGUAUGUUGCAUGCCAGAAUGCAAUAGAGGCAGUCGACUCUACUAUGGAAAAAAUAUGGGAGGUGAAAACUGGACCUGUUGGCAGUCCUGAUUGUGAAACGUGCCAGGUGUGUGACAUAGAAACAGAUCCUGGGGAUCCAGUGGAUACAGACAAUGAGGUCCUGCUUUUGGAUCCUGCUGGAUUUCCUUUUAUCUACUUGUACAUUUGUGGUAGUACUCAGCAUGGGAUCUGUUACCGCAUUGACAUUAGCUUACCACAGCCUGAGCUUCAGUGUUUAUACAAAAAGGAGCAAAACUCUCCAACCAACUGUCCAGACUGUCUAGCCAGCCCACUUGGCACCAAAGUCACCAUCGUUGAACAGGGAGCCAUAUCGCUCUUCUUUGUAGCAGCCUCUGUCAAUGACAAAGUGGCACAGAGGUAUCCAAGGAGGUCAAUAUCAAUGAUGAGGCCGCUUUCAACUGAGGAUGGCUUUCAUAUGCUCAUGAAUGGGCUGACAGUGCUUCCUGGUCUACGGGACUCUUACAAGAUUGAUUACAUCUACAGCUUCUCCACCAAGGAGUUUGUCUACUUCCUGUCCCUGCAGAGAGAAAACCCAUCAAAGAGCAAUUCAGUUUUUCAGACUCGUCUGGGACGACUGCCGAUAUUAAUUCCAGAGGUGUGGAUGUACAGAGAGGUGGUCCUGGAGUGCCGGUACAACCCAAAGCGCAGGAGGAGACGGAGAGAGGUCUUCAAGGACAUUGUGUAUAAUGGGCUACAGGCGGCACACUUUGGGCGAGCAGGGAAGGACUUGGCAGAUGAGCUGAGGGUGGAUGAGAGAGAAGACAUUCUGUAUGGGGUGUUUGCACAGGUGGAUGAGCGUGGUCAGACUAAAAAAAACUCAGCCCUGUGUGCCUUCCCUUUGACUAAAGUAAACCAUGCAAUUGAUGAAGGUGUGGAGGCCUGCUGCAAGUCAGGUCCAGAGCAGCUGUCCAGGGGUCUCUGUCACUUCCAGCUGUCUGAGAGCUGCCCACAUGAAAGUGCUGAAGGUAAUGACACAUGCAGUGACAAACCCACUCUGGUGUCAAAGCCGUACUACAGACUAGACCUCUUCAACAGGCAGAUGAGAGAUGUCCUUUUCACUACUGUCCUGGUCACCACUAUUGGGAAUCACACGCUGGGUCACUUUGGUACCUCAGAUGGACGGAUACUGCAGGUAAUUCUUACUGUGUACAAGCCUAUUGUUUUUGCCAAUUAUUCUCUGGAAGGGGCCGAAGUGUCCAGGACAGCAGCUGUGUACUCAGAAGAUUCACUUCUCUUUGUUGUUGGAAAUAAGCUGUUCAGGGUUCCCUCUGCAGGACCAGGGUGUGCACAUUUUAUGACAUGCUCCACGUGUUUGAUGGCUCCACGCUUCAUGAACUGUGGCUGGUGUUUGGGAAUUUGCUCAAGGCGGCAUGAGUGUGCCUCGCAGUGGAACAAAGACUCUUGUGCACCCAUCAUAACAGAGUUUUUCCCUAAAAUGGCACCCGCUGGAGGUGAGACAGAAGUGACACUGUGCGGCUGGGAGUUUCAGUCUCCUCUGCGGCCUGCCAUCAUCAGCGGCAAAACCCACAUCAUCACACUGGGCUCUGGGACCUUGUGUACUAUUCUGCCUGAAAAGAGCAGUAGUGAAGCGCUAGUAUGCAAGAUUCAGGAAAAAACCAUACCAAACCAGGACCUCACUAUCACUCUGGAAGUGCAUGAGCAGGAAGUGGAGGGCCGCUACUUAAUUGAAGGCACAUCUCAGAUGUCUGGCUUCUCUUUUGUGGAGCCUAGCAUAACAGAAAUCAAGCCUGACUAUGGACCCGUGUUUGGAGGAACAACAGUUACACUGACAGGCAGAUAUCUUAAUUCUGGGAUACAGAGAGAUGUCUUCUUUGCUGACAAAAAGUGCAAAAAUCAAAGUGCUCCUGAAGGAAGUGGGACUUUGUCUUCAAUCGUCUGCCACACAGAAGCUACCGCAGGUGUCGGGAAGGUAUCUGUGAAAGUCCUCAUUGACAACUUUCAAGUGACGACCACUAAGAUGUUCUUCUAUAAGAAAAACCCUGUUAUAACCUCUGUACAACCUCACUGCAGUUUCCAAAGUGGCUCCAAGCUGAUGAUAGAAGGUCAGAAUCUUGACUCUGCCCAUAAAACUGUGGUUGAGUACACUCCCAAAAAUCGCCACCUGCAGUCUCGUCAACAAGUCUGCAAAGGCACAACGAAUGCCACUCAUAUGGAGUGCUGGGCCCCUGCUUUUCCUGAGGAAAUGCCAGAAGACAAGUCUGACACAGGAGACAUUUUUAUUCACAUGGAUGGAAAAAAUAACCUCUGGAAGAGACGUUUUGACUACCACCCUGAUGUCAAAAUCAUUCCCUUUGAAAAUGAUGACAAUGUAUUACUUCUAAAACCCGGGGAGACGGAAGUUUCACUGCAUCAUAGCAAACUGAAUAUAGUGAGCACAUGUAUGAAGAUCCAAAUGACCAUUGGGGGUGUGAACUGCAAUGCCCAGGUUCUGUUAAAUGAGCUGACCUGCAGGAUUCCUAAAGGCCUGGUUAUCCCCAGCGAGGGAUUACCGGUCAAGGUGUUUGUGAAUGGGGAAGUUCAUGAUGUGGGCACAGUAGUCAGCGAUGUUGACAACAACAACACUGUGAUUGUGGGCAUUGUGCUGGGCAUCAUUGCUGCAUUGGUAGUAGGUGCUGGCCUUGCAUUAAUUGUGAUGAUCCAUUUGAAGAAGAAAAAGAGAGCCAUCAUAGAGAAUCGUUUAUCAACAAUGCUUUCACGGAACCGCAUGGGCAACGGCCCCGAUUUCUCCCCGACAGGUGACUAUAGACGAGAUCUGUCCAGUCAAACAUCAGGCUCAGGAGGAAUGGCCUUCCAAGGUUUAUUGUAUGCUGCCAGCUAUGAUCAUCUGGCCGUUCCUUUAAUGCCACGGGACAAUAUCUCAAUGGUCAGUCUAAGUUCUGAUCUUCUUGAAGAGGUCAAAGAUGUCCUGAUCCCUGCUGAGAUGCUCCGAAUUGAGGAUAGCCAGAUUAUCGGCAAAGGCCACUUUGGGACAGUUUAUCAUGGGUACCUGAUAGAAAGCAAGCAAGAGACCCACUGUGCUGUUAAAUCAUUGAACAGGAUCACAGAUUUGGGGGAGGUGGACCAGUUUCUCAGAGAAGGCAUCAUCAUGAAAGGUUUCAACCACCCUAACAUACUGUCUCUGCUGGGCAUCAUGCUGCCCAAAGAAGGGCUUCCUCUGGUGGUUCUACCGUAUAUGAAGCAUGGGGAUGUGCGUCAUUUCAUCCGCUCUGAGAAAAGGAACCCAACAGUGAAAGACCUGAUUGGCUUUGGGCUUCAGGUUGCCAAGGGGAUGGAGUAUUUAGCCCAGAAAAAAUUUGUCCACAGAGACCUGGCUGCACGUAACUGCAUGCUGGAUGAAACCUUCACAGUAAAGGUGGCUGACUUCGGCAUGGCAAGAGACAUCUAUGAUAAGGAGUACUACAGCAUUCAAGAUCACAAACGGGCAAAGCUGCCAGUAAAGUGGAUGGCCAUCGAAAGCCUGCAAACACAAAAGUUCACUAUCAAGUCUGAUGUGUGGUCAUAUGGCAUCUUAAUGUGGGAGCUGUUGACCAGAGGUGCUAGCCCAUAUCCAAAUGUGGACCCUUAUGACAUCACACUCUUCUUGUUGAAGGGACGUCGGCUUCCCCAGCCACAGUUUUGCCCUGAUACUCUCUAUUCUAUCAUGCUGACAUGUUGGGACCCAGAACCCGAGUGCAGGCCUAGCUUCAAUAGCCUGGUUACAGAAGUACAACACAUCCUGUCCUGUCUGGAAGGAGAGCACUACAUCAGUCUGAAGGUUAACUAUGUCAACUUAGACCAACCAAGGCCCUACCCAUCCCUGACUGGAUCUGCAGAUGAGGCUGAGGCCUCAGACCUGGAGGCAGACAGUAAUGCUUCCAGCUGAGGUUGCAAAGCCCUAAGACUCUCUGAUAGGAACACAGGAGCCGGAUUAAAAUUGGAAAGCAUACAAGAAAAGGGACAACUUAGCUUGGAUCCAUUUAUGCGUCACAUAAAUUGUUGAUCAUGCCUAUAAACCUGAGCACAUGGAAGGUUUGGCUAAUGAUUUAAAAGACACUGUAGGCUAUAAACUCCUAUUGGAGAUGAGACUAAUUCACGCUGGAAGUUCCCCAUCCUAUUUUCUACAUUUUAUUUGCAGAGAAAUAGAGACAGCAUGUAGAGGACAUGCUGUCUCUCUAUAUGUUGUGAAGUAAAUGUUUUAGUUGUUUUGUUUUUUCAAAACACCUGAAGCACAAGUUUGAAUGAGACAAAAUGAAUGUAAAAUGUGCUUUUGUUCAAUUUGUAGAAUAGGAUGUGCGGUUACAUGAGACUAUGUUGUUGUUAUAUGUCUCUAAGCCAUUAUAUUAGACAAGAGCUCAGGGGUAAACAUUUUUUUGUUUUGACACAUUUUUCUUGCUACAUGGAGAAAUGAUAGAUUACAUCUCUUCAUAUAGGCUAUAGAAUGUAGACUUAAUACGAGCGGCCGUGUACAUGUGAAAUUGUCGUACUAGAUGCAGAAUAACACCGAUUUACUCAGAUUUAGAGCCAUUGAUACUCUGUCAAAAGCUCUGCACCCACUGAAUUAUACAGUGAGCUGGCGGUGCUGUUCAGACAUCAACAGAGACUUACAAACAGUCUAGUACCUGUCAUCAUCACUAGAGGGCAACCAAUGCCUCCUUCUAAAGCAUACUUUUGUUGCUGCUGCAGUGAGGCUCUGCACUACAGCAGACAGCUCAACACAAAAGGUGUUACACAAACAGCCCAACUAUAAUCAUCUGAACCUCAGAACACACUCAGUCUUUCAACUGAAUCAACGCAAGUUAGCAUUCUGUCCAUGCUGCACAAUUUGGGGAGUUACCUUGUUUCCUGCAUGUAAUUAAAAUGAUCUCCACAGCAAAUUAGACAAUCCAAGAGGUUUUAGAAUAUAUGCACUGAUUUUUCAAAUUUUAGACAAUGCUGUAUGGUUUAACAAAAAAAAUAGUUUGUUGACCAACAAGCUUUCUACCAGGGGUAAUAGAUUUGGUUCUAGUAUACUUGAUUUUUGUUAUUGCUGCAUUUUCUCUCCUUCCAUCCAAGAUUGAACUGAUGUUAUAUACCUUUGCUCUAGGUUGUACUGAGUGUUUUUGUACAGACAAAUGGUUGAUUGCGCAUACCUGUCUCUAAAGCAUAUCAACAAAUUAAAUGUCUCCCCAUUGUUUUUCCUA
This is a messenger RNA of Siniperca chuatsi (mandarin fish), 5687 nucleotides long. RefSeq names its product macrophage-stimulating protein receptor-like. The transcript is spliced from 21 exons. Lineage: Eukaryota; Metazoa; Chordata; Actinopteri; Centrarchiformes; Sinipercidae. Bases 257 to 4390 code for a protein of 1377 amino acids. Gene Ontology annotation, biological process: nervous system development; phagocytosis; positive regulation of kinase activity. The record is from RefSeq and is a predicted model, not a curated record. Gene Ontology annotation, molecular function: transmembrane receptor protein tyrosine kinase activity; ATP binding; protein binding. Gene Ontology annotation, cellular component: signaling receptor complex; membrane.